AUGAGUGAUCAGCAAACUACUGUUGCUACCAACAGCAGCACUGUUGCUGUGGAUGACAAGACGCUGAUUGCAGAGACCAAGGCCGAGUUGAAAGCGCAUCUGCCAUUGGACUUUGAAGAGACCGUCUGGAAAGACGUGCUAGAGCGAGUCCAGGUGCGAGCCAAGGAAAUUCAAUCACUCGGUUCUGCGGCCAUUCCACAAGUUCACAUUUCCAAACUACAACAAAAUCCUAGUCAUGACGACCCAGAAAUGUUGUUACUACGAGAAGAGAUCCACCGUGCUGGUGUGGUGGUAAUACGAGGUGUCUUUGACCAAGCUCAGGUGGAACAGUGGAACCAGGAUUUGCAAGAGUACAUUCACAAGAACGACUACAUCCAAGUGGCAGCAGCUGCCAGAAAUAAUGGACAAGACAACAUCGAGCAGUACUUUUCCAGCAGCACUGGUAAUGGCGACGACGAUGCUCAAAAGCCACCACAAAUGUACGAUGUCUACUGGUCCAAAGCUCAAGUACAAGCACGGCAACACCCCAACCUCAAAGUAGCGCGAGACUACCUCAAUCAAUUGUGGCGAUACAACAACAUGCAUGACAACAACAACAACAACAACAACAACAAUGCCAGCGAGCAAGAAAAUGAUGCAGAAACGACGGAACAGAAAAAGGAAACAGAAUGGUUCUUUGAUCCAACCCAACAAAUCGAGUAUUGCGACCGUGUCCGAAUGCGACAACCUGGCGAUGACACGUUGGGAUUGGCGCCUCAUUUGGACGCCGGGUCCAUUGAACGAUGGGUGGAACGCCAAGGCUAUCAAAAGGUCUACCAACGCCUGUUUGUUCGUCAAGGCCAACAACAACAGCACGAUCCUUGGGACGGAGAGCAUCGAGUGAAAGCUCGAGAGUUCCCCGCCCCCAAUGUCUGUACCGCCUUUCGUACAUGGCAGGGUUGGACCGCCCUCACGCGACAAGGACCAGGGGAUGGGACACUCCAAGUCGUGCCCAUGCUUCCAGAGGCCAUUGCCUACAUUAUGUUGCGCCCGCUCCUCUCCGACGUUCCAGACGAUGACUUGUGUGGUGCACGACGCGCUGCCAGUUUGCCCAUUUUACCGACAUGGCAUGCUCCACUGCUGGACGGAUUGGUGUCGAUUCCUACCGUAGAACCGGGAGAUGCCGUCUGGUGGCAUCCAGAUGUGGUGCACGCCGUCGAAUCGGAGCAUUCAGGGGAUGGGUACAGCAAUGUCCUCUACAUGGGGGCCGCUCCCUUGUGCGACAAGAAUGCACGCUAUCUCCAACGACAACGAGAACAUUUUCAACAACAUGGCAAGACGCCGCCCGACUUUUGUCAGGGAGGAAUUGAAGUCGGAUUUACCACGCAAAAGGCAACGCCCGACGACUUGAGUGACCUCGGACGAUUGCAAAUGGGAUUUAGUACAGCAUGGUCCACAUCGUCAGCAGCAAUGGAUGAGAAAGAUGAGGGGCGUUGCCAAUUGUGGGAGAAAGCCUCGCGGCUGUUGUUUUUGGAUGCAUGA
This is a messenger RNA of Seminavis robusta, 1521 nucleotides long. NCBI's taxonomy places the organism in Eukaryota, Bacillariophyta, Bacillariophyceae, Naviculales, Naviculaceae. The record is from the annotation of a GenBank genome assembly.